Molecule: messenger RNA, 1554 nt
Organism: Paramecium octaurelia
Lineage: Eukaryota; Ciliophora; Oligohymenophorea; Peniculida; Parameciidae
Source: the annotation of a GenBank genome assembly
AUGAAAAAAAAAUUAAGUUUAUCAAAGCCUCUUUCCUAUAUACAAUUGGAUGACAAAGGAAGAAAUUCUUAUUGCAAAAGUCACUGUUUGAAGUAUGAACAAUUUGAGUAUAGAAAUGGGAACUGCUAUAUUUGUUGUGAGUAAAAGGAAUGCAAUUAGGACAAUGAGCCAUUAAGCAAGGCUGAAAUAGUCACUCUUUUAAAUUAAAUUUUAUCAUAAACAAUUUCAGAUGAAUAUAAGUAGUAAUAAAAGCAGAAGAUAAACAGUUUUAGAGAAGAUGUAAAUAAGUCAAUUGAGCUUUAUUGUGAUAGGGUAAUUCAAAACUUGGAAAAGAACUGCGAGUUGCAAAAUCAAAUAAAUUAAAAAGUCAAAUUUAUUUUAGAAAAUCUUGAAAAUCAAGAUAUCAAUCAAUUAGCAUAUGAGAUAUUAUCGACAUAAUAGUUGGAUUGUGCUAGUGCAAAGAUAGGAGUUGCAGCACCAUUGACUUAAGAAUUUUAUAGAUUGCUAACUAAAUGUGAGACUACUUUAAAUUGUAUUCAUUCCCUUACUUAAGACGAUCACAAAAAUGGAAAUAAUGAAUACCAUGUUCUGAAAAACUAGCUUGAUCUUGUCAGAAUGAAAAAUAUGCAAUUUUUAAGACAACAUGAAAUAAGUAUAAGAUCAUCAAAAUAAUGCAUAAAGAGAAUCUACUAAGAUAUUAAGAACUAAUAACUCAUCGCAGUGUCCCCAGGAUAAGAAUUAAACAAUCAAAUUACUAUUAUUAAGCCAAGUUAAUACAGUUUAUUUGGUUAAUUUGAAACUUUGAAAAAUGCCAUUCCAGCAGAAUUAUUUUGUAUAAGUCCAAAUGGUGAAUUUUAUGCAUGGGGAAGUAACUCAAAGAUUCAAAUCUACUAGUUGUAGACCAAAAUAUACAAACAGAUAAAUUGCCAUUCAACUCUAGAUUCGAUUGUAUUCAAUAUUAUGAAUGAUUUUGUAAUUAGUACACAAGAUUAGAAGAUCAAUUUUUGGAGUUUAAAUGAUAAGAAUUGGGAAUUCAAUUGUUCUUUUAAUAUGCUACCAGAGAGAGUUCAUGAUUUGACAUUUAUAGAAGAUGGGAAAAAACUCAUAUGCAAAUCAACAUCUAAAUUGACUAUUUUGAUUAAAGAAAAUUAGAGUUGGAUAAUUUAUUAGUAAAUUCAUCAAAGUUUCAAUACUAUAUUAUGGAAUCAAGUGUAUUCCAUGGUAAUAACAUCAAACCAGAAGGAUCAAAUCUAAAUUUGGUAAAGAAAUAAAAAAGGACUGUUUCAGUUGAUUUCUACUGAAUGGGAUCCAGAAAAUAAAAAGACUAAUAAUGAGGUUAGUUUUUUAUAGGCAAAUAAUGAUGGUUCAUUAAUAUCUUAAUGUCAGAAUAACAAGUUGAAGGUUUGGCAAAUUUUGGAAGAUGGUAGGUUGGAAGUCAUUUUUGAAUAAGAAAUGGAUGAAAACAAUAUCUUCAUAACAAACGAUUUUAUGAACUUAUUAGCCUAGAAUGAGAAGUCCUUAGUUUGGUACCAAUUAGUAAUGGAUGAAUAAUGA